AUGGAUGAGCAAGGGGGCCUCGCAGGCAUUCCAGAUCACACUGAACCUGUGCCCCACUGCCUGACCCACUCAGCAUCGCUGUUAACAGACACUCGCUGCCGUCUGGCCUGGACCCCGCUGGCGCUGCGGGUCCUUCCACCCCAGUUAGGAAGGGUCACCCUGGCGGAAGCCCCUGCCAGGGUUGAGAGCGGCCACUUGGCCGGGGGCGCCGGCUUCGGAGGCGGGAGGGAGGUGGAGGAAGGGAAGGCAGCUGCAGGGCCGACCUGCGGGGUGGGCGUGGGGGGUGGCUGGGGGCGUGAGGCCGGGGGCUCGGGGCCGCAGGGGUUCGGCCUGGAGGAGCGGCGUGGGCGCGCCGGGGCCCCGAUUCCAUCCUGGGCGGGUCGGCCCCGCAGCCGCUGCGCUCGGAACCCCCUAGGCGCCCCGCAGUACCCGGCGUCCUUCCUGCCUCCUCCUCGCCCCUGUCCUCCGUCCGAGCCCCAGUCCCGCAGACCCUGCCGGCGCCUCCGCCCUCCCGCCCUCGGCUUCCCACGACCUCGGCGCGACGCGCGCGGGAUCCAGUGGAGACUGCUUUCCCACAGGCCGCCGUCCAGGGCGGGGAAGGGAGCGGACCCUCCCGGCUCCACGUUCCUGGGCCCCCGGCGGCCUGCGGAGGCCUCGCCCCACGCCACCCACCCACUGGCCUCGUCUUCGCGCGGGGAGAAAAGCAGUCUGAUUCGGAGGAACGGAUUGCUUGAGGCGGCUCCCAGCUCGAGUUAUGGGCCCUGCCGCGGGUGCCCUUCGGAAACGCGCGGACACCAGGCGAAGCCGCCUCUGCCGGGACGCAGCCCGACACUUGCGCGCGGUGUUCCCCGGGACGCCUGAGAGUAAUGGGCGCGAGGGGGAGAGCCGAACGGCCUCCCUGUGCCCGGCGCAGGCGGUGCCCCCUAGCUGGGUUCGCCGCGGCGGCGCUGCCAGCCCCCGACACGCAGGACUUUUGGUCCAACAGCCCGACGGGGCCCGGUGCGCCGUUCCCUCCGCCCUCUCCCCGCUCCCCGGCCCGCGUGUCUUGGAGGGUGGGUGAACUGUCGCAAGCGCUCUAUGCCUGGCCAACCCAAACCAGGAACCUCCGCACCAAACAGCCCACGUUGCUGCUGCUCUGGGGCUUUAGCGGCCAAGGGAGACUGGAGAAGGGGUGUUCUGCCUUCCCAUUCUCUUAGGCCCGGCCACUCCCCAUCCCCACAGUUUGGAAGUGGCCUUUUCUGAAGACUCCAGCGCAAAGCAUGUUUCUUCUUUUGAGCUGCGGAAGCCUUCCUUGUUCCCACCAUUGGGAGGGCAUUCCAUCAUCUGCGGUUGCUUUCCUCGGUGGGCCUUGUCCCUUAGCGUCCACCUAGGGGACAUUCUAAGCUUCCUGAGACCUGCUUGUCCACCCCAACAUGUCCCAGCAUAUGGCUGUGCCCUAAGGGGUCUUUGAGGGCAUUUUAGGCGGUGAGCGGCGCCCCUACCUGGGCUCCGAGGGGCCGAUUCGGUUUGCCCUUUGCUGGCAUGUCAGUGAAUUAACUGCCGUCCUUGGGAUGACCUGCCCUAUGAUUUGGCCUCUGGAGCAUCCCGGGUGUGUAUUUCAGAACUCCUCCCAUCUUAUCCACCUGCUGAAGGCCUGUCCCCCGGAUAUGGUUUGGCUCUGUGUCCCCACUCAAAUCUCACCUUGAAUUUUAAUAAUCCCCACGUGUCAUGGGCGGGACCAGGUGGAGGUAAUUGAAUCAUGGAGGUGGUUUCCUGCACACUGGUCUCGUGACUGUUGAGUUCUCACAAGAUUUUUUUUUUUUUUUUUUUUAACGGAGUAUCACUCUGUCACUCAGACUGGAGUGCAGUGGCGCAAUCUCGGUUCACUGCAACCUCUGCCUCCCGGGUUCAAGAUUCUCCUGCCUCAGCCUCCCGAGUAGCUGGGAUUACAGGUGCGCGCCAUCACGCCCGGCUAAUGUUUUUGUAUUUUUAGUAGAGACAGGGUUUCACCAUGUUGGUUAGGCUGGUCUCGAACUCCUGACCUUGUGAUUUGCCUGCCUUGGCCUCCCAAAGUGCUGGGAUUACAGGUGUGAGCCACCGCGCCCAGCCAAUUUGAUGCUUUUAUAAGGGGCUUCCCCCGUCCCCCUUCCUCUCUCUCUUGCCGCCCUGUGAGGAAGGUGCCUUUUUCCCCCUUCACGUGAACUGCCUCCAUGAUUGUAAGCUUCCUGAGGCCUCCACAGCUAUAAGGAACUGUGAGCCAAUUAAACUGCUUUAUAAAUUAA
This is a messenger RNA of Pongo pygmaeus (Bornean orangutan), 2261 nucleotides long. RefSeq names its product WAS/WASL-interacting protein family member 1-like. The transcript is spliced from 3 exons. Bases 1 to 861 code for a protein of 286 amino acids. NCBI's taxonomy places the organism in Eukaryota, Metazoa, Chordata, Mammalia, Primates, Hominidae. The record is from RefSeq and is a predicted model, not a curated record.